Molecule: messenger RNA, 222 nt
Organism: Drosophila busckii
Lineage: Eukaryota; Metazoa; Arthropoda; Insecta; Diptera; Drosophilidae
Exons: 1
Coding region: 24-221 (65 amino acids)
Biological process (GO): mitochondrial respiratory chain complex I assembly
Cellular component (GO): mitochondrion
Source: RefSeq, a predicted model, not a curated record
CCACCACAGAAGCGCUAAGAGGCAUGGAAUCCGUGCGCAAAGCCAACACACGCUUACGAAACUAUCCAUUAUAUUUAAGCAAGUGUGCAGAUCGAGGAGCAGCGUAUGCGGCGUGCGUAACACGUGACCUGAAUGUGCAGCAAGGCAGCUGCGACACAGAGUUUAAGCAAUUUCUCAAUUGUAUACGCAAAACGGCAAAGGAAUUAAAGACCAAACUAUAAA